AUGUUGUUGGAAAUAAUUGCAUUUGCUUUAAUUGCUGGUGCUUUGUUUUACUAUUGGGCCACCAAGAAUAAUAAUUUCUUUAAAGAACGAAAUUUGGAAUAUGAAGAACCACGGUUUUUGUUUGGCAACAGUUGGGAGAUGUUGAUGAAACGUAAGACGGGUUUUGAGUUUCUCUGUGAAGUACAUCAACGACAUAAGGGAAUGGUCUAUGGAGCGUUUGAUAUGCGUCAGCCGGUCUUAAUGAUACGUGAUCCAGAAUUGGUUAAACAAAUUUUAAUAAAAGAUUUCGAUCAUUUUGUAAAUCGCCAGGUAUCGAGUUCAGGGGCCACGGAGAAUUUAUUUUCCCAUUCGUUGUUUAUGAUGGAAAAUGAUAAAUGGCGUGAUAUGAGAAGUACAUUGAGUCCCGCAUUUACCGGUAGUAAAAUGCGUCAAAUGUUCCAGUUGAUGGUACAGACGGUAGAUGAGGCCAUGGCAUAUUUAAGAAGUCAACAAAAGUCGAUUGAGGGUAUCGAUGUCGACAUGAAAGAUUUAACUACGCGUCUGACAAAUGAUAUAAUUGCCUCGACGGCAUUUGGUCUGCAGGUGAAUUCAUUUCGUGAUAAGGAAAAUGAAUUCUAUAUUAAGGCUAAGCGGGCUGUCAGCUUUACGGGUUUGCAGCAGGUGAAAAUGCUGUUUAUUGUUAUCUUUCCAAAGUUGGCGGAG
Musca vetustissima is the source of this 702-nucleotide messenger RNA. Its product is annotated as probable cytochrome P450 9f2. The record is from RefSeq and is a predicted model, not a curated record. Lineage: Eukaryota; Metazoa; Arthropoda; Insecta; Diptera; Muscidae. Gene Ontology annotation, molecular function: monooxygenase activity; heme binding; iron ion binding. The annotation marks the transcript as partial. The transcript is spliced from 2 exons.